AUGGCAGGCUUCAAAUUUGAAGUAUUUCCGGCGGUGGAGCUAAACAUAACAUUAGGAAUAUUGGUGACGGUUGAUAAUCGCAACUAUGGAAGCUCCAAGUACCAAAACGCCACGGCUUAUAUCAGUUAUCGUGGAGAAGUCGUCGCCGAAGCUCCGAUAGCGGAUGACACAAUUCCGGCUCGUGGGAAGCAUAAUAUAAGCACCACCAUGAAUCUAAUACCAGAUAAGUUCGUAAAGAAUCCGUAUUUUUUGGCUGACGCAGUUGGUACUGGGAUCUUGAAUUUUACUUCCACCACCACGUUGCAUGGGAAAGUCAGCUUAUUCAAGCUAGUCAAGAUGAAAGGUACCAGCUUUUGCACGUGUGACAUCUCCAUCUUUGUUAUGCCCAAGACCGUUAAUUCAGUUUGCAAAGCCAAGUUCACCUUAUAA
Corylus avellana is the source of this 429-nucleotide messenger RNA. RefSeq lists its product as uncharacterized. Lineage: Eukaryota; Viridiplantae; Streptophyta; Magnoliopsida; Fagales; Betulaceae. The record is from RefSeq and is a predicted model, not a curated record.